AUGAAACUUCUUUCUGCAACUCCUGGAAAAAUUGUUUGUGAAAUGAAAGUAGAGGAGGAGCAUACAAACAGAGGUGGCACAUUGCAUGGAGGUUUGACAGCCACACUUGUGGAUGUGGUGUCAACAGCAGCAUUGCUGUACACAGAAAGAGCAGCACCUGGGGUCAGCGUGGACAUGAACAUCACAUACACUUCUGCGGCUAAGAUUGGAGAAGAGAUACUGAUUACAGCUCAGAUUUUGAAGCAAGGAAAAACUCUGGCAUUUGCCACCGUGGAUUUAACAAAUAAGGCUACAGGAAAGUUGAUUGCACAAGGUAGACAUACAAAGUUCCUAGGAAAUUAAUGCAAGAAAGUAAUUUAAAUAAUAAUGUUGGACUUAAGAAUCAUAGAUAGAAUUAUUUUCUCAUGUAAUAGCAUCUGCACAAAGUUGUGCUAGUCUAUGUAAAGUGAAUUUGUCUCACUUCCAUAAUAAAUGAACAAAUUUCCUUAAUUACCACCAGAGUUGCUAUAAGCCUAAAAUUAGUGUCUACUUUGGGAUGAACAACAGAAUAAUAGCAUAGGGAUACGUCUGGCUUUUUUUGGUCAAGAUAGCAGAAGGGAAGAGGCUUUGGACAAGCUAUCUGGUUUACCAGCAUAACAGUGUUACAAGAGAUCUGUUUUCUUUCCCUGUGGUGUCAUCUGACAAAGCAACCCUGUCUUCAGGCCACUCACAGUCACAACUCA
Molecule: messenger RNA, 722 nt
Organism: Acanthisitta chloris (rifleman)
Lineage: Eukaryota; Metazoa; Chordata; Aves; Passeriformes; Acanthisittidae
Gene: ACOT13
Product: acyl-CoA thioesterase 13
Exons: 2
Coding region: 1-342 (113 amino acids)
Molecular function (GO): fatty acyl-CoA hydrolase activity
Source: RefSeq, a predicted model, not a curated record